Colletotrichum fioriniae is the source of this 2112-nucleotide messenger RNA. It is a transcript of the gene MRE11, whose product is annotated as meiotic recombination. Gene Ontology annotation, cellular component: nucleus; Mre11 complex; site of double-strand break. The record is from RefSeq and is a predicted model, not a curated record. Gene Ontology annotation, molecular function: single-stranded DNA endonuclease activity; manganese ion binding; 3'-5'-DNA exonuclease activity. NCBI's taxonomy places the organism in Eukaryota, Fungi, Ascomycota, Sordariomycetes, Glomerellales, Glomerellaceae. Gene Ontology annotation, biological process: double-strand break repair via homologous recombination; double-strand break repair via nonhomologous end joining; mitochondrial double-strand break repair via homologous recombination.
AUGCCCGACUUCACAGAAGCGGACACUAUCCGCAUUCUGGUCGCGACAGAUAACCAUGUCGGCUACGAGGAGCGAGACCCGAUCCGCAAGGACGACAGCUGGAAGACGUUCGACGAGAUUCUGAACCUCGCCAAGAGCCAAGAUGUCGACAUGGUGCUGUUAGGCGGCGAUCUCUUCCACGACAAUAAGCCCUCCCGAAAGUCCAUGUACCAGGUCAUGCGCAGUCUUCGCAAAAACUGCUUAGGCAUGAAGCCCUGCGAGCUCGAGUUCCUAAGCGACGCGAACGAAGUCUUUGAGGGUGCCUUCCCCCACGUCAACUACGAAGACCCCGAUAUCAACAUCUCCAUACCCGUCUUUUCGAUCCACGGAAACCACGAUGAUCCCAGCGGCGAGGGCCACUUCUGUUCACUAGACUUGCUCCAGGUUGCUGGGCUGGUCAACUACUUUGGUCGCAUUGCCGAGGCCGACAACAUCGAGGCCAAGCCGGUAUUACUACAAAAGGGCCAGACCAAGCUUGCGCUAUUCGGCUUGAGCAAUGUUCGUGACGAGCGUAUGUUCCGAACAUUCAGGGACCAUAAGGUCAAGUGGUUCCGCCCGGGUGUCCAGCAGUCAGACUGGUUCAACCUGCUCACCGUACAUCAAAAUCACCACGCACAUACCGCAACAUCAUAUCUUCCCGAAAAUGUGCUACCCGACUGGAUGGACCUUGUAGUCUGGGGCCAUGAGCACGAAUGCUUGAUUGACCCUCAGCAGAACCCAGAGACCGGCUUCCACGUCAUGCAACCCGGCUCCUCGGUAGCGACAUCUCUGGUUCCGGGUGAGGCGGUGCCAAAGCAUGUGGCAAUUUUGAACAUUACAGGCAGAGAGUUCAAGGUCGAGAAACUGCCAUUGAAGACCGUGCGCCCGUUCAUUACGAAGGAGAUUCAAUUAUCUACCGAUGCGCGGUUUAAGGGGCUGCACACGAAGAAAGAAAACAGACAGGAGUUAACCAAGAGAUUAAUGGUGGUUGUCGACGAGAUGAUUCAAGAAGCAAAUGAGGAGUGGUUCGCUGUCCAGGACAAUGACGAGGAGGAACCUCCACUACCCUUGAUCCGGCUCAAAGUGGAGUAUACGGCUCCGGAGGGUGGUCAAUACGACUGCGAGAACCCCCAGCGGUUCUCAAACAGGUUCAUCGGCAAGGUGGCAAACACCAACGAUGUGGUGUACUUUCACCGCAAGAAGGCUGGUGCCACAAGACGAACUAACGACACGGACAUUCCCGAGGCUCUCGAGGAAACACUGGGUCUGGACACCAUCAAAGUGGAGGCCCUUGUCCAGGAGUUCCUCGCAGCCCAGUCUCUCAAGAUUCUGCCAACGGCACCAUUCGGCGAUGCCGUCAACCAGUUCGUCAACAAGGACGACAAGCAUGCGAUGGAGGAGUUUGUUAGCGAAUCGUUGGCAGGCCAGGUGAAACAAAUGCUCAACCUUGACUCCGACGAGGAUGACCUUGACGUUGCGAUGGAGGCGUACCGGGCGAAGCUCGAGGAGGCUUUCUCCAAGGGGGCCCCGAAGAAGGCUUCCAGGCGUACUGUCAAACCGAAGCCAGACGAUUGGGACUCCGACCUUGAUGGACACUGGGAGGAUCAGCCUGGAGUUGUUGAGACUGAGGCCGUCGCUCAGCCUAUAGCCAAACCGCGAAGGACCGCUACCCAGGAUGACGAAGAUGAUUUGAUGGACGAGGACGAACCACCCGUCCGUCAAGCGCCUGCGAAGAAAGCAGCGGCCACUCGAGCUACGAAGGCUGCCCCAGCAAAGAAAGCCCCGGCGAAGAAAGCUCCAGCCAAGAAGCCGCCUGCGCGAGGUCGCAAGAAGCCCGUCUUUGAAGAAGAGUCAGAGGAAGAGGACGUGGUGAUGGACGACGACUUUGAGGAGCCGCCGCCGCCGCCGCCACCGACUACUCGGGGCAAGCGAUCUCAGCCUGCACGUGCGGCCCCGAAGACCACCCGGCAGACCAAGCUCAACUUCUCGCAGGCUACGGCCUCUCAAGCCGCUGUCGAGAUCAGCGAUGAUGAGAUUUCGGACGAGGAUGCGUUCGAGCCGGCGCCGACCACCACCCGUAGCAGACGAAGAUAG